CUCUCUAAUCCUUUUUGAUAUCUCUGUCCUUCUCUCUACACUGUGGCGGUGAAAGGGCAGCGCGGAAGCACAGUAGGUCACCCUUGUCAUUUUAUAUGACUUUGCUUACUGCGGGAGUAGUAAGCAACUAGAUAGCUUGCCUCAUCACUCCAAUGCCAGUCCGCAGGAAAGAAUUGCCAUAUUCAAGACAGCCCGAAGACAACGCGAAAGACUAAAGUGUUGUGCCGGUUCCUGGUUGGUCGUUUUCUUGACAGAGCAUUGGAACCCACAGGACUAAAAAUAUGAGUAGGAAUUAAGUGAUUAUUCGGUCCAUCGUUUUCAGGUUAUUUUUGCAACCAGCAUAGGGAGGCGCAUCAGAACAGAAACGAAACUGCUGUAAGCCAGGAACUCGUUUAAGACGCAAGAAAACACAAAGAUGCUGUGGCAUUUGAGUACCAGCUUUUUGCAUGUGUGUUGUGUUUCUUUCUUUCUACUUUGGAUAACACUUGGUACGACUGUCGUCGAUGUGGUCGGGUCACAACAAGGGAUUCCUUUAUCUGUCGUGAAGUUAUGGGCCUCAGCCUUUGGAGGUGAAAUCAAAUCCAUCUCAGCCAAGUAUUCAGGUUCCCAGCUGCUGCAGAAGAAAUAUAAAGAAUUUGAAAAGACGGUCCGGGUUGAAGAAAUCGACGGUUUGAAGCUUGUCAAGAGGUUGGCUGAAAACAUGGAAGAGAUGUUCCACAAGAAGGCUGAAGCCAUGAGGCGCCUGGUGGAAGCUGCUGAGGAGGCCCAUUUACAGCAUGAGGAGGACCCUGACCUGCAGUACGAAUACUUCAAUGCUGUGUUGAUAAAUGAAGUAGAUGAAGAAGGCAAUAAUGUGGAACUGGGGAAGGAGUUCAUUUUGGAGCCUAACGACCAUUUUAAUAAUCUGUCUGUCAACCUCAGCCUGAGUGUUGUUCAAGUCCCCACCAACAUGUAUAACAAAGAUUCUGCCAUAGUCAAUGGAGUGUACUGGUCAGAGGCGCUGAAUAAGGUGUUUGUGGACAAUUUUGAGCGAGACCCAUCGCUGAUAUGGCAGUACUUUGGGAGUGCCAAGGGUUUCUUCAGGCAGUACCCAGGUAUAAAGUGGCAUCCAGACGAACACGGAGUCAUCGCGUUCGACUGCAGGAAUCGCAAGUGGUACAUCCAGGCGGCCACCUCCCCGAAGGACGUGGUGAUCCUGGUGGACGUCAGCGGGAGCAUGAAGGGCCUGCGCCUGACCAUUGCGCGGCAGACGGUGUCCUCCAUCCUGGACACACUCGGAGACGACGACUUCUUCAACAUAAUUGCAUACAAUGAAGAGCUGCACUAUGUGGAGCCGUGUCUGAACGGGACGCUCGUCCAAGCUGACGUAACCAACAAAGAUCAUUUCCGAGAACAUCUGGACAAGCUAUUCGCUAAAGGAAUCGGAAUGCUGGAUAUUGCGUUAACAGAGGCUUUUUCACUUCUCAAAGAUUUCAAUCAAACAGGGCGAGGGAGCGUCUGCAGUCAGGCCAUUAUGUUGAUCACAGAUGGUGCCGUGGACACGUACGAUGCUGUUUUCGAGAAGUACAACUGGCCCGACAGAAAGGUCCGCAUCUUCCCCUACUUGAUCGGACGAGAGUCUGCCUUCGCUGACAAUCUGAAAUGGAUGGCUUGUGCUAAUAAAGGGUACUUCACCCAGAUCUCCACUCUGGCUGAUGUGCAGGAGAACGUGAUGGAGUACCUCCAUGUGCUGAGCAGGCCCAAGGUGAUCGACCAGGAGCACGACACUGUGUGGACUGAGGCCUACAUUGACAGCACUCUCCCUCAGGCUCAAAAGCUUGAGGACAGCCAGGGCCCGGUCCUGAUGACCACUGUAGCAAUGCCAGUGUUUAGCACAAAGAACGAGACAAGGAACAGAGGAAUUCUUCUUGGCGUGGUGGGCACAGACGUCCCGGUACAAGAGCUCUUGAAGACGAUUCCAAAGUAUAAGCUAGGUAUUCAUGGGUAUGCCUUUGCAAUCACAAACAACGGAUAUAUACUGACCCAUCCGGACCUGAGGCCUCUGUACGAAGAAGGGAAGAAGAGGAGGAAGCCGAACUACAGCAGCGUGGACCUGUCCGAAGUGGAAUGGGAGGACAAGGAAGAUGUUCUGCGCAAUGCUAUGGUUAACAGGAAGACUGGAACGUUCUCCAUGGAGGUCAAGAAGACUGUGGACAAAGGGAAGCGUGUGCUUGUGAUGCAUAAUGAUUAUUACUACACAGACAUCAAGGGAACUCCUUUUAGUCUUGGGGUUGCGCUGUCCAGAGGGCAUGGCAAGUACUUCUUCAGAGGCAACGUUACAGUGGAAGAAGGACUCCAUGACCUGGAACACCCAGAUGUGGCUUUGGCAGAUGAAUGGACAUAUUGCAACACGGACGAGCACCCGGAACAUCGCUACCUGUCUCAGAUCGAGGCCAUCAAACUCUACCUGAGCGGUCGAGAGCCCCACCUGAAGUGCGACAAGGAGCUGGUCCAGGAGGUGCUGUUUGAUGCCGUGGUGACAGCACCGCUCGAGGCCUAUUGGACCAGUCUGGCUCUAAACAAAUCAGAGAAUUCGGAUAAGGGGGUGGAGAUUGCCUACCUGGGCACUCGGACUGGGCUGUCCAGGAUAAACCUGUUUGUGGUCCCUGAGCAGCUUACCAAUCAAGACUUCCUCACAGCUGAAGACAAGGAAGGAGUGUUUAACGCUGACCACUUCCCCCUGUGGUACAAGAGAGCAGCAGAGCAGGUGCCUGGGACCUUUGUCUACUCCCUCCCAUUCAACACAGGAUCUGAAAACAAAAGCGUGGUUUUGGCUAGCACCGCUAUCCAGCUCCUUGAUGAGAGGAAGUCCCCCAUAGCAGCAGCUGUCGGGAUCCAGAUGAAGCUGGAGUUCUUCCAAAGAAAGUUCUGGACGGCGAGCCGACAGUGUGCGGCGCUGGAUGGGAAGUGCUCCAUAAGCUGUGAUAAUGAGAACAUCAACUGUUACCUCAUAGACAACAACGGCUUCAUUCUGGUGGCUGAGGAUUACUCCCAGACGGGGAUGUUCUUCGGUGAGGUGGAGGGUGCCGUGAUGAACAAGCUGCUUAUCAUGGGCUCCUUCAAAAGGGUCACACUAUAUGACUAUCAAGCCAUCUGUAAAAUCUAUGCUGAAAGUAGUGACAGUGCACGCAGCUUGCUGGAUCCAUAUUUUGCCUUCUUCGCUGCUGUAAAAUGGCUCGUGACUGAACUCGUCAUAUUUCUGGUGGAGUUUAAUCUGUACAGCUGGUGGUAUUCAGACCUCACAGCCAAAGCACAACGGAGUGGGAGGACCAUGCUGGUGCCAUGUGACACAGAGUAUCCGGCUUUUGUCUCGGAGCGCACCAUCAAGGAAACCAUGGGAAACAUCGACUGCGAGGGAUGUGUGAAGUCAUUCGUCAUCCAGCAAAUCCCAAGCAGCAACCUGUUCAUGGUGGUGGUGGACAGUAAGUGUGAUUGUCGGUCUGCCGCGCCCAUCACCAUGGAGCCCAUAGAGAUCAUGUAUAAUGAAUCACUGAAGUGCGAGCGCUUAAAAAUUCAGAAGGACAGGAGACGUCCUGAUUCCUGUCACCCUUUCCACCCAAAGGAAAACGCCAUGGAGUGCGGCGGAGCACUAGGCCUCGCGCCCCAGGUGAUGGCAACCCUGCUGCCCCCGCUCUUCUCUCUGCUCGCCAGGUGACGAGUGCUGGAGCAUCUGGCAACCGGCACGGCAUGCUGAACAAACAUGGGGAAAAUCACGGACUUCAGAUACUGAUGUGGCGUAACAGAAUUUCACUUUGGUUGAAAACAUUGGCAUUUCAUGGACAUUCAUGAAUUUAAACUGUGGCAGGUUGGAGUAAUGCUAUGUUUGUGAAGAGU
This is a messenger RNA of Megalops cyprinoides (Indo-Pacific tarpon), 3873 nucleotides long. It is a transcript of the gene cacna2d3a, whose product is annotated as calcium channel, voltage-dependent, alpha 2/delta subunit 3a. Bases 416 to 3694 code for a protein of 1092 amino acids. Gene Ontology annotation, molecular function: voltage-gated calcium channel activity. The transcript is spliced from 38 exons. Gene Ontology annotation, cellular component: voltage-gated calcium channel complex. The record is from RefSeq and is a predicted model, not a curated record. Lineage: Eukaryota; Metazoa; Chordata; Actinopteri; Elopiformes; Megalopidae.